AUGAACUACUCAAGCAGCAACAGCAACAGCAGCAGCAAUAGCAGCAGCAGCAGCAGCAGCAGCAGCAGCAGCAGCAAUAAUUGUGUGUCUUGUUAUGUACAGAAGUUGAAGAAAGUUGCGAAGGAAAUUGGCGUAGAGAUAACAGAUGAAGAAAUACAAGAGGUAUUUCUUUCUCCCCUACCCAACAGCAGCAGCAGCAGCAGCAGCAACAGCAGCAGCAGCAGCAAUAGCAGCAAUAGCAGUAGCAGCAUUAGUUGUUUCAAUACAGCAGCAACAGCAGCAGCAGCAGCAGCAGCAGCAGUGUCCAACAGCACAACAGCAUAG
Molecule: messenger RNA, 324 nt
Organism: Eimeria maxima
Lineage: Eukaryota; Apicomplexa; Conoidasida; Eucoccidiorida; Eimeriidae
Exons: 1
Coding region: 1-324 (107 amino acids)
Source: RefSeq, a predicted model, not a curated record